This is a messenger RNA of Danio aesculapii, 2372 nucleotides long. Its product is annotated as zinc finger protein 239-like. Gene Ontology annotation, biological process: regulation of transcription by RNA polymerase II. Bases 131 to 1018 code for a protein of 295 amino acids. NCBI's taxonomy places the organism in Eukaryota, Metazoa, Chordata, Actinopteri, Cypriniformes, Danionidae. Gene Ontology annotation, molecular function: RNA polymerase II cis-regulatory region sequence-specific DNA binding; DNA-binding transcription factor activity. The transcript is spliced from 2 exons. The record is from RefSeq and is a predicted model, not a curated record.
CUACGGGCCUGUAACAUCAUAAUGUUUUAUUUCCUCAAUCAGAGUAAAUGAAUCAGAUUUCUCUGUUUAUUCCUCUAAAGCCGCCAUCAGUGAAAGACAAAGACAGAGUUUAUUGAAGGACAGUGAGAAGAUGAGUGAUCCAGAACCCUGCAGAAUUAAACAGGAAGAGACUGAAGAACUAAUAGAUGUGAUGGUGAACAGUGAGAUACUGAGUGAAGAUGAGGAGAAACAUCAUGUCAGACGUGAAACCAAAACUCAGUCAAAGACUGUACAUAGUUUUUCAAUGAAAAGAACAGCCGUGAAAUGUUUCACCUGCACUCUGUGUGGAAAGGGUUUCAGUUAUAAAGGCCCUUUCAAGCUUCACAUGAUGAUCCACACUGGAGAGAGACCUUACAAGUGUUCACACUGCGACAAGGGAUUCAGUCAGUUUGGACACAUGAAAUCACACGAGAUGAUCCACACUGGAGAGAAACCAUACAAGUGUGAUCAAUGCAGCAACACAUUUCUGAGGCCUUCAGACUUGAAGAUCCAUCGUAGAGUUCAUACAAAGGAGAAGCCGUAUUCAUGCUCCGAGUGUGGAAAGAGUUUUGCACAGCAAGCACAUCUAAAAUUGCAUCGCCAUGUCCACACUGGUGUGAGAGAGUUUGUGUGCUUUGAGUGUAAGAAGACCUUUAUUACAGCUGGACACCUGAAGCAGCACCAGAUGAUUCACACUGGAGAGAAACCGUACAUGUGUUCACACUGCAGCAAAACAUUUAGUCAUAUAGGACACAUGAACGCACAUGAGCGGGUUCACACGGGAGAGAAACCGUUCGCAUGCACUCAUUGUGGGAAGAGUUUCAGAGUUUCAUCAUCCCUGAAUUCACACAUGUUGACCCACACUGGAGAGAAAACACACAAGUGUGAUCAGUGUGGCAAAACGUUUUUGAGGCGUUCACAUCUGAACAGACAUCUUGGUGUUCAUACGAAAGAAAAGCUGCCUUCUUGUUCUUUAAGAACGAAUUUUAGAUGUCGAUGACCUUUACCUUCCCACUAUUUUUUAUUGAUACACAUCAGUUUUCACCCUUAAAUGUGUAAAUGAUAAUGAAUUCCAAUCGUUUGUUAAAAGGGAAUUGAAAAAACCUGAUCAGGGCUGCACGAUCAAUCAAAAAAAGAUUCGACCCUCCACACAAUCUUAAUCCAGCAUCUCUUCGAUUCAGCCAAUUAUAUUUUUAAGGUUAGGAGAGAGGCAUAAAGGCGAUCCUUUAAGGAUCGAUAGAUCUGUCCUUCACAACAUGCAGAUCUCUGAUCAGUUCAUUCAGACAUUUUAAUCUGAUUCACAAACUUGUUUGAAAAACCAAAUUAGCCAGAGAUCAGUUAUCAAGAUUACGAUCUAAGAUCUGUCAAAUCAUCUUAGAUUGUUUAAGCGAGGUACAAAGGCGAACCCCUGAACUUCCAACGUACGUGUGCAAAGUGUAAACAAAGCAGCAUUCGUUACUAGAGCUGCACGAUUAACUGAAAAGGGAUCGUGGUCUCGAUUCGACCAUCCACACGAUCUUAAUCCAGCAUUUCUACGAUUCUGCCAAUUACAUUUUCAAGGUCAGGAGAGAAGCAUAGAGGAGGUCGCGCAAGUCUUCACAUUGUUAUAUAUACUUUGGACACCUCCAAAUGGUGUUGAGAGUCACAUACUGUAUUUAUAAGGUAGAAUUCACUCAAAAAAUGUCAUUUCUGUCUUCAUGUAAUGACGUAUUUGUGGCCAUGAGCACCAUGAGCUGAGUGUUUAGAGAGGACGUACGCGCCACCAACUACUUAAGUGAACAGAACCUGCAUAGGCUGUGAAUAACAGGUAAUAAAGUUGUAAUUAACGCUCAGUUUGUUGCACAGUGCAAUCGAUUGAGAGUCAUGUGGGAAGACUUUUUGUUUGUGAAGUGUUGACAGUCAUGCCAUGAACACACUCAGCAGUGAAAGUGAAACUGAAAGUGCACACAUCAUUUAAAUCAGUUAUUCUCAACAGGGGGGCGUCAGGACUCCUGCAGGUGGGCCGAGAGUUAAUUUAAAAUUAACUCUCAAUAUUAUGCUAUAAUUUCUGGAUUUGAUUAUUAAUACACUAUAUAAAAACGAUUGAAGUAAUGCACUUUCUCUUGCACUUCUCUGAUGGAUUACUUCAAACUCGGCGCAAAAACAGCCUCAGGAUCAAGUCUACAACUAGUACAUGUUCAUUCUCUAACUGCGUGAAGUGAAAGUGAAAGUCUCUUUUUAACAUAUCCACAUAGUUUUCCAAAUGAAUGUCCUGCAAGUGUUUUGUAACAGAUGCGCCCAUACAGGAGGAUCUAGCGAGGCUCAACAGUGUUUCUGCCAUAGACUGUAAAAUAAACUUGCAUAUGAGCUUCAGA